GGCUCAGGACGGCAGGCGCGUGGGUUGGAGCGCGCCGGAGGCCGGCGUGCGCGCGCCCGCAGCGCCCCUAUCUCCAGGAGGGAGGCCAGGGAUUCGGAGUGUGUGAGGAGCGGCGGCAGCGGUAGCGGCGUGGGUGGGAUGCGCUCCCCGACCCUUCUAGCACGGUGGAGGUACAACUCGAAGGUGUGGGUAGGCCGCGACAAACCGGAACUGCAGCACGCCGGGGACACCGGGCCUCACUUCCGGGAGAGGAGGGCAGUUUACGGGAAGGGGCAGGACCUGGAGCUUGGCCCGCCCGUCUUCGUGGGCGCUCUGCUAGGCCACGCCACUGUGGCGUCAUUGCACUGUUGACCCGCCCCAUCUGCCUCCGACGCUGACACUUUCGCGACAUCUGACGUCAGGGGGAAGUCUCAAAUCUUCAGCCCUAGGAUGGGAUCCCGGAAGGGCAGAGUCGGGGACCGGACUCAAAACUCUUUCUUCCCGUUCAGCCUGCAGAGCUGAGCCCAGCCUGGGUCCUGGACCCGCGUGGUACCGACCCUGGAUCCCUCCUCACUGCAUUCUCGCUCCCCGCGCCACCGGCUGGAACCCAGGAUGCCGGGCGUCUCCGCCCGGGGACUCUCUCACGAGGAGAGGAGGCAGCUAGCUGUGAACCUCACCCGUGUCCUGGCGCUCUACCGUUCCAUCCUGGACGCCUACAUCAUCGAGUUUUUCACAGACAACCUGUGGGACACACUCCCUUGCUCCUGGCAGGAAGCAUUGGAUGGACUGAACCCACCGCAGCUGGCCACAUUGCUGCUGGGAAUGCCGGGGGAUGGGGAGGUAGUCAGCUACAGGUCGGUGUGGCCACUCACCCUUCUGGCCCUGAAGUCCACAGCCUAUGCCCUGGCCUUUACCCGGACGCCUGGCUUUCAGACCCCCUCAGAGUUCUCGGAGAACCCCAGCCAGAGCUCCCGACUAACACCUCCAUUCCGGAAACAUGUCAGGCCCAAGAAGCAGCAUGAGAUCCGGAGGUUGGGAGAGUUGGUGAAGAAGCUGAGUGAUCUCACAGGCUGCACCCAGGUGGUGGAUGUGGGCUCAGGCCAGGGCCAUCUCUCCCGCUUCAUGUCUCUGGGGCUGGGACUGAUGGUGAAGAGCAUUGAAGGGGAUCAGAGAUUGGUGGAGAGAGCCCAGCGCCUGGACCAGGAGCUCCUGCAGGCUCUGGAGAAAGAGAAGAAGAGGAACCCGCAGGUGGUCCAGACUGGCCCUCGCUACUCCCCAUACCAUGUGGUUAGGUGGGUGGACCCCACAGCUGUGUGCAAGGAGCUUCUGCUUCCACUGGAGAACCCAUGUCAGGGUGGGGCCCGCUUGCUGCUAACAGGCCUCCAUGCCUGUGGGGAUCUGAGCGUUGCCUUGCUGAGGCACUUCUCCUGCUGCCCUGAGGUGGUGGCCCUGGCCUCAGUGGGUUGCUGCUACAUGAAGCUGAGUGACCCUGGCAGCUAUCCAUUAAGUCAAUGGGUGGCUGGGCUGCCUGGGUAUGAACUGCCCUACAGGCUUCGCGAAGGGGCCUGCCAUGCCCUGGAAGAAUACGCUGAGAGACUACAGAAAGAAGGCCCUGGCCUCCGAACCCACUGCUACCGUGCAGUGCUGGAGACAGUCAUCCGAUGUGCCCGACCUGAGCUCCGUAGGCCAGGCGUGCAAGGGAUCCCCAGGGUCCACGAGCUCAAGAUUGAAGAAUAUGUGCAGCGGGGGCUACAGCGAGUGGGGCUGGACCCCCAGCUUCCAUUGAAUCUAGCUGCCCUUCAGGCCCACCAGGCCCAGGAGAACCGUGUGGUGGCCUUCUUCAGCCUGGCCCUGCUGCUGGCCCCACUGGUUGAGACACUGAUUCUACUGGACCGGCUGCUCUACCUUCAGGAGCAAGGCUUCCAUGCUGAGCUCCUGCCCAUCUUCAGCCCUGAACUCUCACCCAGAAAUCUGGUUCUGGUGGCCACUAAGAUGCCCCUGGGUCAGGCCUUCUCUGUUCUGGAGACUGAAGACAGCUGACACAGCCUGAGGAAGGGCAUGUCUCAGAUCCCAUCUGAAACCACCUGGAUGGCACACUGUGGCAGAGUGCACCUCCUCACCCAAAGAAAAGCAUCCUGCAUCCUCCCUGGAAUCCUGGUUCACCACAAACCUUCAGUUUCAUACCUUUUCUUUCCCUCCGUGUGUUAUGUAAUGUGUAAAAUUUUAUCUUUAAU
Molecule: messenger RNA, 2213 nt
Organism: Cynocephalus volans (Philippine flying lemur)
Lineage: Eukaryota; Metazoa; Chordata; Mammalia; Dermoptera; Cynocephalidae
Gene: METTL25B
Product: methyltransferase like 25B
Exons: 8
Coding region: 592-2019 (475 amino acids)
Biological process (GO): rRNA modification
Molecular function (GO): rRNA (adenine-N6,N6-)-dimethyltransferase activity
Source: RefSeq, a predicted model, not a curated record